Molecule: messenger RNA, 12693 nt
Organism: Bacillus rossius redtenbacheri
Lineage: Eukaryota; Metazoa; Arthropoda; Insecta; Phasmatodea; Bacillidae
Exons: 9
Coding region: 164-7948 (2594 amino acids)
Molecular function (GO): protein binding
Source: RefSeq, a predicted model, not a curated record
GUUAUUGUUUAUGUUUUUUUGAGAAGCGCGGACUUGAAAUAUAUUUUUGUGAUUUUUUUUAUGCAUCACAUGCCUUAAAUUUCUACGAAUGACACUUGUAUAUAAUGCGUGUUUUUAAUUAAAGUGUAACUUUUUCUUUAUAGGAAAGUUUUGUAUUCACACAAUGUUUUUUGAUUGCACUCAAGCUUUAGACGACGAUUUUGAAGAUUUGCCUUGCAACGAAAAUGAUAAAACUUUGGUUGGUUGCUUGGUGGUCGGCGGGACGAGACAUUUUAUUUUCUCAGGCUCGAAUAUAGUUGGUCGGGAUGCAGUGAGCUGCGACAUUGUGCUGAACACAAAUGUGCUGUCAAAACAACAUGCAACCAUUGAAGUAAAGAACAAGGAUACUCAUCUUAUCUAUGAUAUGGGGAGCCUCAACAGGACCCGCAUGGAGAAGAUGGUUUUGGAGCCUCAAGUGCGUUAUAAUCUUGACACUGGGACAAAUCUUUAUUUUGGUAAUGUUCAUGGACAGUAUUUAAAAAUUGAUGUCAAAGAUUCAACAAUGGAUACAACAGUGUGUGGAGAAAAGGAUGUGGAGUGUUUGAAUACAUCUGUCAAGAAGGCGGAGCUGAGUGACGACAGUGAGACAGACGUGGAGGGAGACAGUUCUGCCAACACCGUCACUGGCAAACACUGUGAAGAUGUUAAUGAGGAUGCUGAGGGCACUAAUAUCUUUGAUUUGAAAACACAUUGCCAGGAUGGUGGUGGCACAGAUGCUGCUGCUGCUGCUGCUGCUGCUGCUGCUGCUGCUGCUGAUGAUGAUGAUGAUGAUGAUGAUGAUGAUGAUGAUGAUGAUGAUGAUGAUGAUGAUGAUGAUGCAAUAUUUUACAUGGAAACACAAGAGUCUGUAGCAGAUAUGGUCAGACCAUCAAGUGAUCUUUUGGCAGUUAACAAAAACAUUAAAGACAGGUCUUUGCUUGAAGAUGAUUCAGAUAUUUUUGACAAUCUAGUGCUAGAAGAAUCCCGUGAAGAAAUUGCAUGUACUGUGGAAGGAACGGUAGAAGAAAAACAAUUGCGGUGUGCUGUGAUCCAGGAAAGUGACUGUUCAGGUGACGAAACAGAUCCAGAAAAUAUUUUAAUUGAAAAAACACAAAAUGUAAUAAUGAGUGGAAAAGAAGAGGAAUGUAAGUUGGUUAGUAAUAAAAUUGAUGUUCAUGAUGCCUGUGUUCAAAGAACUGUGACUCAGCCAGUGGAAUGUGUGGCCCUGCGCAGCAAUAGUUCUGCAGAGCCAGUGAUUCACAGUUAUUCUGCGAGUUCUGCAUCACUUCAAGGAACUUUGGAAGCAAUUAAUGAGCAAAGAAUUCCCCACAAUAAAAGAUCAAAUAACAAAACUCCAGGAUCUGAUGGCUCUGAUGUAAAAAUAGUGGCUCAUCAAGAGACCCUCUUACAGAUAAGCCAUGCUCAAGAGGGUACUUGUAUGGCAUCACUGAGUACACAAAAUGUAGAUAAUGAAAAAACUGUUUCUCUGAAGGACAGUUCUGGUAAUUCACUUGCUACUCACUCUCAAAAUGUAAUUGAUAAAGUGGUUGGUAAUGAAUUGGUUCAUAAAGAAUCUUCUAAUAGAUGUUACAUUGCCUGUGAUAUAAUGAAUGCUCCAACUCAGAUUUUAAAUCAUGAUAAAGUGGUUCUCAAAGGCGUUGAUGUCAAUGGUACACACAAUGUUCAAACAGAAACCUUGAAUGAUGAAUUAUUAAAUGAAAAAGGGAAUAUUCAACAAAUUUCUGUCAGAUGUGAAAACUCUGACACAACUCAAGUUCCAGUGACUCAUCUAGAUGUUUCAAAUAGUUGUGAAAACACUACUUCCUUAAUAGAUGCAUCAACUCAGGUCCAGAAAGUUAAUGUUGGUACAGUAGACCAUCAAGAUAUUAAUAAUAGAUGCAAUAUAACUAAUGACAUAAUUGAUUCACAAACUCAAGUUGUGAAUGAGGAUUUUUCUAGGAGAUUAGCUCAUAAAAAUAAAUCUUUUAAAUUUAAUGGCUGGAAUGACAUUAGUAAUGAAGCAACUCAAGUUUUACAAGAUAAGAUCUUCAAUGAUAAUAUUACAUGUAAAAUCACAAACAACGUAAUGGAUGAACCAACACAGGUUUUAAAAAAUGAUUUUCCAGAGGGUAAAGUGGUGCAUCAAGACAUUUCUGGUGAUUGUAUCAACAUCAAAAAUGAAUUUACUGAUGCAUCUACUGGGGUUAUGGGAAAUGAGAUAGGUCAUCAAGAUGUAUAUAAUAGUUAUGAAAUAACUCAUGAUACAAGGGAUGCAUCAACUCGAGUUACAAAAGGUGAGGUUAUUUUUGGUGUAAAUGUCCAUGGAGAUACUUUUAAUAAAUCUCAAAACCUUGAUGACAUAUUUGAUGCACCAACUCAAGUCUUGGAAGGUGAGAUUCCUGUUAGUGAAGUGGUUCGUUAUGCUUCUUCUGAUAGCUCAGUAAUUCCUGAACUCACGAUAGAAGCAUCAACUCCUGUUGUGAAAGAUGAAGUAGUAAUGGGUACAGUGAUUCAUCAAGAUAAUUCAAAAAGAUCUUGCAAAAGAAAUAACAUAAUUAAUGUACCAAAUCAGGUUACAGAAAAUGAGGUAGUUCAUCAAAUUUCUUCUGAUCAGUGUGAAAUGAAUGACAACAUAAUGGAUGCACCAACUCAAAUGGCCACUCAUGAAGUUUCUGUCGGCUUAGUAGUUCAUCAAGAUACUUCUAAAGUAUGUGAAACCGGUAAUAAUAUAAUAGAUGCACCAAAUCAGAAUUUGAAAGGUGAAGUUGCUAUGUGUACGGUGGUUCAUCAAGAUGAUUCCAAAAGUUCUUACAUCCAAAAUGACAUUUUUGAUGCACCAACUCAGGUUACAGAAGAUGAGGUAGUUCAUCUAAUGCCAUUUGAAGUAUGUGAAAUAAAAGAUGACAUAAUGGAUGCACCAACUCAAAUAGUCAAGGGUAAGAUUUCUGCUUUCUUAGUGGCUCAUCAAGGUACUUCUAAAUUAUGUGAAAUCACUAACAAUACAAUGGAUGCACCAACUCAGAUUUUGAAAGAUGAAGUUGUUAUGGGUAAGGUGGUUCAUCAAGAUGAUUCCAAAAGAUCUUACAUCCAGAAUGACAUUUUUGAUGCACAAAAUCAGGUUAUAGAAGAUGAGGUAGCUCAUCAAAUGCCAUUUGAAGUAUGUGAAAUAAAUGAUGACAUAAUGGAUGCACCAACUCAAAUAGUCAAGGGUGAGAUUUCUGCUGGCUUAGUGGCUCAUCAAGGUACUCCUAAAGUAAGUGAAAUCACUAACAAUAGAAUGGAUGCACCAACUCAGAUUUUGAAAGAUGAAGUUGUUAUGGGUACAGUGGUUCAUCAAGAUGAUUCCAAAAGAUCUUACAUCCAGACUGACAUUUUUGAUGCACCAACUCAGGUUUUAGAAGAUGAGGUAGUUCAUCAAUUGGCAUUUGAAGGAUGUGAGAUAAAUGAUGACAUAAUGGAUUCACCAACUCACAAAGUCAAGGGUGAGGUUUCUGCUAGCUUAGUGAUGGGUAUGAUGGUUCAUCAAGACAAUUCCAAAAGAUCUUACAUUCAAAAUGACAGUUUUGAUGCACCAACUCAGGUUAUAGAAGAUAAGUUGGUUCAUCAAUUGACAUCUGAUAGAUGUAAAAUUAAUAAUGACAUAAUGGAGUCACCAACUCAAAUAGUCAAGGGUGAGAUUUCUGCUGGCUUAAUGGCUCAUCAACGUACUUCUAAAGUAAGUGAAAUCACUAACAAUACAAUAGAUUCACCAACUCAGAUUUUGAAAGAUGAAGUUGUUAUGGGUACAGUGGUUCAUCAAGAUGAUUCCAAAAGAUCUUACAUCCAGACUGACAUUUUUGAUGCACAAACUCAGGUUUUAGAAGAUGAGGUAGUUCAUCAAUUGGCAUUUGAAGGAUGUGAAAUAAAUGAUGACAUAAUGGAUUCACCAACUCAAAAAGUCAAGGGUGAGGUUACUGCUAACUUAGUGAUGGGUAUGAUGGUUCAUCAAGACAAUUCCAAAAGAUCUUACAUUCAAAAUGACAGUUUUGAUGCACCAACUCAGGUUAUAGAAGAUAAGUUGAUUCAUCAAUUGACACCUGAUAGAUGUAAAAUUAAUAAUGACAUAAUGGAUUCACCAACUCAAAAAGUCAAGGGUGAGAUUUCUGCUGGCAUAGUGGCUCAUCAAUGUACUUCUAAAGUAUAUGAAAUUGCUAACAAUACUAAGGAUGCACCAACUCAGAUUUUAAAAGAUGAAGUUGUUAUGGGUACGGUGGUUCAUCAAGAUGAUUCCAAAAGAUCUUGCAUCCAGAAUGACAUUUUUGAUGCACUAACUCAGGUUACUGAAGAUGAGGUGGUUCAUCAAUUUGCAUCUGAUAGAUGUGAAAUAAAUGAUGACAUAAUGGAUGAACCAACUCAAAUAGUCAAUGGUGAUGUUUCUGUGGGUAUACUGGUUCAUAAUGAUAACUCCGAAAGAUCUGAUAUCACAACUUUUGUAAAGAAUGAAUCUAACCACAUUGUAUACGAUGAUCUAGUUAGGUAUAAUGGAGUUAGUCCUCAAACUACACUUUCUCUUACAGAUGAAAUAAAUAGUGUUGCUGAUUCCCCAAGUUUAAAAAUGCCGGUCUUAAAUGUUGAAAAUAACACUGGAAAAAUUAUUCUUCAAGAUACUAUUAUAACACCAGCUGGUAGUGAUGUGAGUGAUGCCGUUGCUAUUGGACAAGCGAUUCAUCAAGACAGCACUCCUGUGCUUAGUAAUUGUAAUAGUGAUUAUGUUAUGAAUUCUUCUCAUGUUGAAAGAGAAGGAAAUGUUGCACAGAAAGGUGAUUAUAGUAAUGGUGGUAUUGUUGAUGUUGAAAUGCACACUACAUGUGUUAGCAAUACUAGUCAUCAAAAUAUUUCUUUUGUGCAUACUGAAUGUAGUAGUAAUGAUAUAAUGAAUUCUCCAAUUAAAAUUGUAUGUGAAGAAAUUAAUGUUCUUCUCAAAAAUUGUUCAGGGACAGAUUCUAAAUUUGGUUGUAAGAAUGAUGAAUUGAAACCUAGUGAUGAUAAUAUUUGUAAUGAUAAUAUUGGUACCGAAUCAGUAAUGUCUCCAAUUCUGUCUUAUACCAAACGGCACAUGAGUAAUGUAGACAAACAGUAUGAAAAACCAUCUCAAGUGAAUAUGAUAGCCAUAAAACAUUUAGAAACGUUGACCUCUGGAGGAAGCAUUAAUUAUCUAGGUACAUAUGGUUGCAGAGAAAAUGAAAAUACAGAAGAUACUGUGCCAGCAGUAUUGAGGGAAAAGUCACCUAGAACGUAUGGUUCAAAACAAAAUGUAGGCAUGCAGAAAAGUUAUACCAAUAAAAAAUCUUUUAAAGAACAUAGUGAAGUAUUGUUUGCUUCAGGUUGUAAAGUGAAUGUUCAAUUGACAGAUAUAAAAGGAAAUAUUACUAUUUCAAGUGAAUUAUCACCAAAAAAACUGCAAUCACAAUCACAAUCACAAGAAAGGAAUAAAUCAGAGUGUGUAAAGGAAUUAACUAAUAGCAUGAAUGUUAAAAAUUGUAGUGCCCAACAAAUUUGGCCUGGUAAACAUCAAUCUUACUUUGGGAAAAGACUUUCCCAGGUUAAAGGAAGUAGUCUUUUAGCAAGCACCAGUAAUAAUGUUGGGGAGUCGUUAGUGAUUCAAAAUAGACAGGAGAGCUUAACUAAUAACAAAGUUCAGUUGGUCACAUUUCAAACUGCUGAACAGCAAUGCAAGGUUGGAAAGAAAAGUGUUAGAAGCAGGAAUAACAGCUGCUAUUCUAAGAGCUCUCCGAAAGACCAACAACAAGAUAAAAAACUCCAUUUGCCACAAGCAUUGACUGUCCAGAUCGAAAAUCUGAACACCAGACCAAAAAGGAGUCGUAAAAUGACAUGGAAAAUGAUAGAGUUGGAGAAAGCUAGUCCUACCUCUGUGAAAACUGAGAAUCAAACUUGUAGGGCAAAAUCACCUAAAAAUGUUGUACAAGAUGCUGUAGACAUGCAUGACAAUGACAGCUCUGUAGUACAAGACAGCACUUUUCAAAACACCAACUCCCCAUUGGCACAGCAAAAAGAAGACGGGAGGGCAUCUUGUUCACGUAAGCAGUUAUCAGAAAAUUGUAUGUCUUCUGAAGUAGCUAUCAGUGAAAAUUUGGUCACGAAAAAAAAUAUUCCAAGGGUCAGUUUAAAAAGAAAAGGAGUUACAACACAGGCAGAGGAAGGCACACACAGAGGUACCAAGGUUAGUUCUCUAAGAAAGUCCUCAAGAGAGUUAGUUAAAGCAAGCAACCUUGGUAGUGGUGGCAGUGAUACUGGGGAUGAUUUAGCAGGUGGUUUUACUAUGACUACUGUGACUUCGGAAGGAACUAAUGAAAAACUGCAAGAGAGGAAGGGAACAAUUACAAGAUUCGGUAGGAAACUUGUUACUGAAGAAGCUUUAACUGAAAAAGUUUUUGUAGGAAGCAGAAAGUGUGAAAAAAGUAGGGUGAAAGAAAAAUGUUCUGCACAGGCUCUUAAAGAAGCUGCUGAUGAAAAAAUGCAAAAUAACUACAUUAAAGAAUAUGUUUCCAAUAUUGAAAUCCAAACGAAAACAAAUGAUGAAGGAAACAUAUCACGAAAGCGAUCAAAAAGUAAGGCAGAACUGAUAACUGAAGAAACUGAUAAAAAAAGGGUGCGAGAGAGUAAAAAUAAAAUGACAGCUGAAAAUAAUUUACAGUUUAAUUUAUCAACAAAUAAAACUGAAAUUGAUUCAAAUAAAAGUAAUAGUACUGAAGAAACAGAAAAGAGUUUAACAAGCAAACGUUUCACAUCCAGCAAAGAAAGAGCUAGUAAACCAUUGCAAGAAAGUAAAGUUAAAACAAGAAACAGUGGAAAUAAAAGGGAAAAUUCAACUGCAGGCACAAGUGCUGAAGUAAAAGGUAGCCGUAACAUUAACAAAAGGACUAAAGAGCACACAGUAAUGUGUGAGAACAAUGACGAUGCUCAUGAAGAAUGUAUUGAAAAGAAUGUAAACAUUCGUAAAAAGAGACAGAAAACAGCGGAAGAUGGAAGUCCAGAUAAAAGGAAGAGUCAGGCAGAGGCGGUAGUGGAUGACGGAGAAAGUGUGAGUGUAAGUGGUAUAAACGUACCUCUACAAAAGAGGGGGAACAUGCCUGGAAGACAGUCGAGACAGAGAAAGCAGAGUGGUCUAUCCAGCAGUAGCAGCAGCAGUGUGUUGGACGAAGACAGAGCAGCAGCCUUCAGAGGAGACAGCCAGUCGAGCCCCGUAGAGGCAGGUGCAGCCACCAGCAGGGAGUCGCUCCUGUCGACAAAGCUAGGCAAAGGGCAGAGAGCUUCCAGGAAACAAGUUGCUCCAGCAGAAACGACUCGAGUUAUGUUCACAGGCUUGACUAAAGAAGAGUUGAAAGCUCAGGAGACAAUUGUUGAGAGGCUAGGUGGCAGCGUGGUCGACCAACCCGGGGCAGAGAUGGUGCUUGUGGCACAGAAGUUGUGUCGCACCAUCAAAAUGUUGUGUGCAAUUGCACGAGGCAUUCCUGUCGUCAACUGCUUGUGGCUCAAGAACUGCAGCAAGAAAAACCAAUUUGUUGAUACAGAAGCUUACAUUCUUCACGAUACGGAGGGAGAGAGGAAGUUCAACAUGUCACUGUCGAAGACGUUGCGAGCAGCCGCCCUACACCCACUGCUUACUGGCUACUCCGUCAUGGUCACGCCACACGUCGUCCCGGUACCUAAAGACAUGAAAGUUUUGGUGGAGAGCUGCGGGGGGAUCUUCGUGUCGCGCAGUCCGCGCAACUGGCCCUCCAGAGCAUUUGUCAUCUCGUGCGAGGAAGACAGGACCCAGUGGCCGAAGCUGAGGAAGGCGGGCGUCCCUGUUGUGGGCACAGAGGCCAUCCUGGGCGGGGUGCUUCAGCAUCACAUUGACCUGGUCUCGCAUCAGUUCCACCCUUCUUGAACUGUUCAGCUCAGUUCAUGUGAUAAGACUGAAGUGUGUGUGUGUGUGUGUGUUUCAUUACCGAAUAAAUAUAGUUUAUUGUGAGCGUUUCUUACUAUACACAGAUUUAUGGUGGUGCUGUUGAUGUCUGAUAGAGAGUAUGUAUGUAUGUGUGUUUGUGCAUGUACAAAGGUACGAUGUGAAGACUAUGGUAUAGCAUUGUGAAGACCUGAAACUAAUUUUGUUAACUUCUUGCCCUCAGCUUGGACAAUGUUUUCAUUUAGAACACUUUACUUAAAAUUCUUGCAGCAUUAUAACUGAGUUAUUGAAAUGCUUAUAAUUAAUGUCGGUUGAGUGCUCUGUCCUACACUGAGCAUCCAAUCCACAUAAUCAGGUUUAACGGCAUUUUGUUAAUGGAGUUGCGGGAUACUGCCUUAUUAUGUGGAAUCUGUCUUAACAAGUGUUGCAACCGAGAAUUGGUAAUUUUGGCAAACUAUGCUAACAGCUUUAGAUGUUUUAUAAUGAAUCAUGACUGUUGGAUUUGUCUCAGCUAGAUAUGUCACGUUCAGUCAGAUAGAUUGUUGUUCUAUUGAUACAAGUCUGAAACAUGUCAGUGAUACAAAAAUAUUAGCUGAUUAGCACUUUUAUACUAGAUGUGUACUUUAUUUUGAAUCAUUCUUAUGCUUUUUAACGCAAAUUACAUACCUGCCAACCUUUCCGAUUUUUCCGGAAGUCUUCCGAAUUAUAACUGUUCUUUACGAUUUUCCGAAAUUGUCUGAAUUCUUCCUAUUUUUGUAAUUAAAAUAGCUUCGCGGUAAAAAAAAAAGUCGGUGUCUUCCAAAUCGAUUCAACAUUCAUGUCGAUCGAUGUAUCGUGUGUUGUGCUCACGACUAUCAAUUGUUUUUUUUUUCGUUUACACAGUUCUACAGAGAGUAUGUCAUCGCUUGUUCGUUCGAUGGUGAUUUAGAUUUAUAAUUUACGAGCUGCUAUUACGUAUUAAAAUUUGAAUUUCAAAUACAUUUAAACUGGCAAAAUACGCUGUGGUCAACGAGUGUCACGUGAAACAACUGUUUACGAAUUUGUUUACUUUGUUACAGGCUAUUGCCGUUGCCUCGUUUAGACGUUUGUGACAGGUUAUGAAGCACAAACUGUCUGCAUUAUGUUUUCAAAGAUGAGUAAGAAAAAACAAUAUUAUUACCAGACAUUCCGUGAUACGUAUAGUGCAGAGUUUCCAUGCAUUUUAAAUUCUGACAAAGGUGAAAGGUUUGGCUUUUGUAAGAUAUGCAGAUGCGACAUCAACAUAUCACAUGGCGGUAAAAGUGACAUCAGCGUGCACAUCAAAAGUGCGAAGCAUUUAUCCAACGUGAAAUGACAAGAAGAUAAUCACAAACUUUCAAGGUUCUUUGUUAAAUCUGGGGGUGCAGAUUUAGACAUUACGCGAGCUGAGUGUUUAUUUACUUCGUUUUUGAUAGAGCAUAACAUUCCUCUAGCGGCUGCAGAUCAUGCAGGUGCGCUUGUCAAAAAAAUGUUCCCAGACUCGGAAAUUGCCAAGAAAUAUGGAUAUGGGCGUACCAAAGGUACUUAAAAAGUGGGCUGUUUUCAGUCGCAACUGAUGGUAGCAACGACACUAGUUUUAAGUUGUAUCCCAUUGUAGUUACGUUUUAUGAUGCACAGUAUAAAAUUGUAAAUGUUGUUCUUUCCAUUCCUGUUCUGGAAGGUGACUGCACCGUACGGAAUAUUGUUAAUUUAGUGCUUUCCCAAUUUUAAUGUAAUGGUAUUCACAUUGAACACUGCAUUGCAUUUUGCUCAGACAAUGCAGCUGUUAUGGUAGGGCAUAAAAAUGGUGUUGCAGCAGUGUUGAAGGAAAAACACCCUGGGCUUAUUGUGAUUGGCUGUGUUUGUCAUCUAAUAAACUUAGCUGCAGAAAAAGCUGCAUCUUCUCUGCCAGUAAAAGUCAAUGACAUUCUUGUAGACAUUUUUUAUUAUUUGGAGAAGAGUUCCAAGAGAAAAGAAAGAUUACACAAAUUUCAAGAUCUGCACGAUACAGAAGCCAAGAAAAUUCUUAAACAUGUAUGUUCAAAAUGGCUUUCUCUUAGAAGUAGUUUGUUGAGGGUUUUUGAGCAAUGGAAACCAUUACUUAGCUGUUUUAAGGAAGAGGUAUUAAAUCAGAAACAAUCUGUGUGUCUAACCUCUUAUAAAAUUCCUAAGCUUCAACAGUCAUCCUGUGCAAGCUCAAAUGGAGCCCAUCAAGGCCUAGAUAAAGAGACAGAGAAGAAAAGGAAACCAAGUUCUGUUUCCUUUACCAGCCAUAAAAUAGUUUCUUCACCUUCGGCAAAAAAUGAUGUUCCUAUUCUGAAGAAUGAAAGUCCUUUUAUGAAUCGAGAAGAAAAACUAUAUAUGUUUCUUUAUUCUGAUCUCAAUAAAGCACUGUGUGCAUUCUCCUAAGUGUUGUGCCAUCAUUUGAAAAACUGAAUGUCAUUCUUCAAUCAUCACCACCUCAUAUUCACAUUUUAAGAGAACUGUUUCAAACUUUGUAAAACCAAGAACUGUAAAUAGUUGCUCAUUACAUGAACUUGACUACCAUAGUGUCCAGAAUCAAAAAGAUGACGUGGAUUUAGUUAUUGGAUGUCAAGCAUCUAGAAUUGCACAAACACUUGAUGAAAAGGAAAAACAGCUUUUCUUUGCAGCUGUUAGGAACUACUUUGUUACAGCUUGUGACUACAUUGUUAAUAAAUUCCCCAUCAGAAAUGCAGUGUUGAAGAAUGUCCAAUUGACACUUUAUAAUCCCUUUCAAUAUUGAAGACAAGAAAAUCAAAUUUGUGUUAUGAACAAAAUUUUAGUUCUGAGUUCUUAAAGAGAGCAAAGAAGGCAACAGUUGCUUGUUUAAAGCCACAGUGCUCCAGUGCUCCAAAUUAGCUAAGCAUUUAUUUAUUAUUUUUUUCUUCUUAUAAUCCACAUUGUUUGACUAUAAUAUAUAUAUUUUCUGGCAAAAUUCUUAUCGGAAGCCAAGAUAGAUUCUGUGAGUUGUAUUCUUGUGUGAAAUAUUGUGCUGAUUUUCACGUAUCACAGUGAACAGGUAACAACACAAAUAUUUUUUAAUGUAGCUAUAGCUUAUUUGAUAGUGGGUGAUUUGUGUAAUUUAGUUGUAUUUUAGCAGUACAAGUCUGCAUUGUAGCCAUAUAGGUAAUUUUUUUGUCGAAAUCGGUAAUUUUAUUUGUGUUAAUAAUCUUCCUAAUUCAGAUUUUCAUAGGUUGGCAGGUAUGAAAUUAUAUAGCAUACACUUAAUAUUACAAUAAAUUCUUAUAUACAAGUUUUAUACUAAUAUAGAAUUACAUAUUUAAAAAAAAAUUGUAGGGAACUAGUUUUGUUUAUAAAUAAAAAUGUGGAAUGUAUGUAUUUUUUUAAUUCUGUUUUAUUUUUAAAUAUAUGUAUAUCUAGGCUAAUAUUAUAAAUAGUGUGUUUGUAAGAAGUAAACUGGAAAACUAUUGGACUGAUUUCCAAAAUUCUUUCACUGCUGAAAGUUACAUUAUUCAAUUGAUGCAAGUAUGUUACCUAUAUUUAAAAAAAAUUUUUUUUUUCUGUAUGCUUUCUGAAAUUAUGUUGAGUAAACCGUUUACAUAUAUAAAAAGCUACUCUUUUUAUCGUUGUAAUGCAUGGCGACACGGGCGGCAAUAGGAAUAAGCAUUAGCUUACUGCUGAGAGUUAAAGUUUCAAUAUACAUUUUGUUUAAACUUUACAAUAAAAGAAAUGAAUCAAAUAAAUAAAUAUAUAAAUAUAAUUAUUUUCUAGCACUAUAUUGUAAUGGUACUGCAGAUAUCAGUUAUUUUUAUGGUGAAAUUUGUACAUACAAAGUUAAAGUCAACCAAAUUCUUUGUGACGAAAUGGAAAUUGAACCUGUCAACAUUGGGUAUCACAUUUAGUAUAUUAUAAUUCCAUACAUAGAAAAUACAGCAUAAUGCAAUAGUGCAUAAUUCUAAGAUGCUUGAAACCUCAGAACUCUCCCACAGUUAUAGGUGCAUAACACUCAUGGUUAGGCACAUUAAAUGUUUGGGAAACACAAAACACCAUGAAAUAACAUGAAAUCAAUUCAUAUUUAUGAUAUCAACUAUAUUUUGGACAAAAUAAAAUAAGAGUACAAAUUAGCUCAUAUUGACACAUACCACCCUAGUUAUUCACUUGUUUUGAUUUUUAUUACUCAGUAUGACAAUAUCACAGUAUUGUUUGCAGCAAACUUUUUCUUGAAUCUGGGACAUAACUCAUAUUUGUUGGUUUUGGAAUCACAAUGUCUGUUUUGUCAUACAGUAAUCCAACAAGUAAGUUACUUCUAUGUGUUUCAUGGUGGUAGAUCAAUCAUGGCUAUUUUUUUUACAGUAGAACUGUUGUUACGACACUUAACGGUUCCCGGGAAUAGGGUCGUAAUAGAGAGGUGAAUGUAAUGAAAGGGGUUGUAACAACAGUAUUUUACUGUACUUGAUUGAUGCUAUGGCUUUUAAAUGUUUUUUGAGAUUCUGUCAGCCUGAGCCAACAGUGCCUGUGUUUUUUGUUUUUGUAAUAUGUACAUGGUUGUAGACAAUUUCAUUAAUUUUUUUCCAGCAUUGGUAUGUAAAAUGAUUCAAGUAAAUAAUUGUUUGUUGCAAGUUUAAAAUGUAAAGUAUAGAUGGUGUUGUCAACUGUGCAUACAUUAGUUAUGCUACCAUUUGCAAGAUUGUUAUCAAAUAAGUGUUGUUAUUUGUUGUGUGUUUAAAAUACUGAUUAUUAGAGACAUG